UCAACGUCAGAAAAGUCAACAUUAAAAUUAGGCAAUUAGUCAAUCGCACAAAAGAACAGCACGUUAUAAUGCACAAUGCAUCAGUUACUCAGUAACAACAAAGACUAAAAGUUAAUGUAAUACAAUAUCCACAUAAUAGUCGUUAUCGUACAUAAAGUCAACUGCGCACGUGCUUGUUUAUCGUGUAAUUUGUGUUAUUUUUUCUGACAUAUGAACUCUACCCUAUUUAUCAAGUAAAUGUUUUUUUGAUAAAAAUGAAGUUUCCUUCACCUAUACGGAUGCACGUCAAGUCGUUCUUGAUUUUAAUUCUAUUAUCAGUUGCGUAUGGCCAAGAUAGAAAGAUAACUUCAAAGCUAAAUCCUGGCUGUAAAACAUGCUCAGCGGAGACAACAUUAGUAUAUGUAAGGUGUGAUGGAUCUGCCGACUCCAUUCAUCAGAUUUGGGACUUUACAAGACAUUUACCAACAGUCAUUUUCACAAUUACCUCCUUAAAUUCAACUUUAAAUGUAACAUGGGAUGGAACAACACCAAAAAGUUUUGCAUUGUCAGAGAAACCUCAUUACAGCUUUGCUACUGCUAUUGAUAAGCUAUAUGAAUAUAAUGAUUUGGACGACAACGGAUUUAUUGUGCCUAAGUAUCCCCAACAUGAGUACAGUCUGAGCAAAGUGAUCUGGCACCUCAAUGAAAGCAGGUUUGCCGACAAGGAAGUUAUGGUGCGCUUGAAUGGCUUUAUUGAUGAUGAAAGAGUGAAAGGCAUCAUCAACGUUAAGCUGGAUCUCAUUCCAUUCAAAGACUAUGCGACAGACCUGCCACAUUUGAUCCACACAGCAAACUCCACACUAUUCGACAUCAGCCUAACAAAUCUCACAACCAGGUCGCAUUAUAACGCCUCCCGGUUCGCCUUACACCUGUUGAUGGCUAGCACGGAUCAUGUCACCGAUACUAUGCAUUUCACGAUGAGGAAAAGUCUUGAUGAUGAACAUACUCCGGGAGUGUUCGAGAUAAUAGAGAUCAAGACCCCAUCAUUGUACCAUACUGGCGAGGGCGGGUACCUCCAGUUCCGUCCUGUGGGGUACACUCAGCCGGAGCGCGGCGUCGCGAGCUCUACUGUGGCGCAUGUGUCAGAUUUUAAUAGAACAAGGCUACCUUACCGUAGUACGUUAAGGCUUUUCUACGGCGGGCUCGACAUAGCCGACCUACUGAUACAGGAUAUGUUCGUGUCGUUCGGUGAAAACGGUGACGGAUUUUACAAACAGCACAACUACACAGCUUGGUCGUUCACGAUAGGUUACGGUACACCACCGGUGGAAAAGUUCUCUCUCUUCGUUAUAAUGAUUAUCUCUAUAGGUUUGGGUGUACCCUUAGCACUGGCCCUAUCUGGUAUUUUGUACGUCGUGUUAAGACGGUACAGACAACGCUCUAUAACGAGGUUCACUAAUGAAGACUAGGCUUUAUAUGGCUGUAUAUUGUGAUCCGUUGCUUGUUAUUAAUUUUUUUGUUUUUCAUUUAAUUAUGAAAAUAUAAAUGGAUUUAAUGCCGACUAAGCCCUAUGGCUGUAUGUAGAUCUGUUUAUCUUAUUUGAAUUUAUGUAACAAUGUCUAGUUAUUAAAUUUAAUCUGCCGAGCUGAAAUGAAAAAAAAAAUAUCAGAAUAGUAAAAGCACUGUAGAAUUACCGAUAAAAAAAUAUAUAAUAAACCCCUAUUAAUUUCAAGAAUGUUUUAAAACUGAUAAUUAUAUACUAAAAUAUUUAUUGACAGGUAAAUUUUUAUUUGUAUAUUAUUUUAAAAAAUUUUGUACUUGUAUACAGUUAAUAUAAGUCAAAUAUAAUGAAAGGGGACAUUGUAAAUAUGAAUUUGAUUUUUAAAACUGAUUUCAGUAAAUGUUUAAGUAACUUUGACAUCGGGAUAUCUCCAAAGGAACACAUUUAUUAUAUAUGAUUUAUUGAUGAAACAAAAUAAUCACAAAUAAAGUACUGUAUCUAGACAUUGUAAUUUAUUCGGCUAUGAAUUUUAAUUUUUAACUGUCAUAAAAUAAAAUGAUUAUUAUUGUAAUGAAAAUUUUUAAGAUUUAAAGAAAGCAGCACACGUGGAAAACACAUCUCCACAGUUAGAAAAUUUGUACAUUCAUGUUGUAAAUAUGUUGGUUUAAUUAAGAUAUAAAUAUUGUUAUAAAAAAAAAUGCUAUUUUUUUUAUAGGUUUUAAUGCUCCAAUUUCAUUUACACUAUAAUUAUGCAAAUGAGGUCUUAUGGAAAGUAUUUUUUCAUAUUUAAUGUACUUACCUAUUUAUAAGUAGGUAUCUUUAAUAUGAAAAGAAUACAUUAUAUUUUCGUUUCUAUUCUAAUAUCGAAAUUGUAGUUGCAUCUUCCUCUUUGUUCUUAUAAUUACAUUGUGAUAUUACCUAUUUAUUGUAUAAAUGUAUUAUAAUGAAUCAAUAUUUAAA
Molecule: messenger RNA, 2440 nt
Organism: Danaus plexippus (monarch butterfly)
Lineage: Eukaryota; Metazoa; Arthropoda; Insecta; Lepidoptera; Nymphalidae
Product: glycosylated lysosomal membrane protein A-like
Exons: 7
Coding region: 255-1448 (397 amino acids)
Cellular component (GO): lysosome
Source: RefSeq, a predicted model, not a curated record